AUGAUCACUGCCUCUUCGUUCCUUGUCUCGCGCCAGCGGCAAUCUCAACGUCAUUCCUCCCAUCCCAAGCAGCAACUCUACAAGCCAACAGCAACGCCUCCACACAUGCAAAUUCACCUACCGCUCUCGAAACUCGAUGACUUUUCAUCCGAUCCAACUUUGACAACUCCUAUCACGACAUCGUUACCAUCGCCUUCUUGGCGCCCAGAAUCAGGAUCCUUUCGUGUUAAGGAUGCCCAGGAAACACAAAGCCGAUACACCAACACCAACAACACCACCAUAAAACCCGUUAUCGAAAUGCCUUCUACCGCUCCCUACGUCCAGGCAAUGCCUUCGAGUCCCGUUCAGAUCCCCGUGAGGCCAAAGUCUCGUGACGCCGCCCAUCAGCAGAAGCAGAGGAGACACCACUCCGCGCACCGUCCCAAGGAUGUGCACUCCCCCGAUGCCAUUCCGCCCUCGAUGGCCGCCCUACUAGCCAUGACGAGCAUCCCCAAACCAAGGGCUGCCCGAAGCGCUCGUCAGGCCAAGACGCUCCGGGAGAGGAGGAUGACAGUCGAGUCCAUCAUUGCCCAGUCACACGAAUCUGAGAAGGAGUUCAGUCUGUCGUUGGGUAACAAAGGCCCUAUGGACCUGCUUCUUACGCCACCCGAGCUUUUGGAGGAUGACGAUUCUUCCUCCAUUAGUGAUAGCAACAUUGGAUCCCUACUUUCGGCCAGGACCAUCUCUUCAGACUCGAUGCCAUCGCUCAGCGAUUCUUUCGACACUGACACGCUGUCGUCACUGGAAACACCCCCUACACCAUACCGGAAACGCAAGAUCCACCCAACCCGGCGGUCCUUGGAGCCCGUAUCUUCCCCCAUGGGAGAUCUGGAGGACCACCCAUUGUCAUCUCCCGAGAUUGUGGAUGAUGAGUUGGAUUUCAGCGUUUUCGAGGACAAGCCAGAAGACGUGGAGGAAAAGAAACAGUCCAUGCUCGCGUUCAAGCCCUUCAAGUCGGCCUUCAAGUCGAAUCUUACUGCGUCGUUGCGUGCGCUUCGUCAGGCUGCCAAGUCCUUUUCUACGCUAAACUUCCCCUCUAUUCCUCCGGAGGACUUUCUAACCCGAUCGAUCUUGACACUCGACCCACAAGUCCCUUUUACCGACGAACGCAGGCCUCCGCUACUCGAGGAGGAGCCGACGGCCGCUCUUCGUCGCUACCUUAACCCGACUACGACCGUUCGGCUGGAGCAGCCUCAUUCUGCCAACCAGGCGCCGACUACCAAAACCUUCACGGCGUCUAUCCAGAUGCAAACGUAUAGGGUCCAGCGAGCCCGGGGUUCCUCUGCUUCCUCCGGCCGGAUCCCUUGCCCAUCCGUUGGCCUCUCAUCCACGGCGCAGACGCAGCAACCCUCCAAUGCCAAACCCGAGUAUCCUAUGCCUGGGCCAAGGCAGCGCGAGAUACGUGAGAACUCGGAUUUCAUCCGCAUUGCAGUGAUGGAGAUGGCGAUGCGGAAAUGCGGCAAGCUUGAUGACCAGAAGCCGGGCCGAGCUCGAUGGGCGCUUCCUCCCCGUAAGACGAGCACGAAGCCGUAUGUGGUUGGGACCGAUGGGGUGCCUGCUCGAUGGGUCGCCGUCACUUACACGUACUAG
Molecule: messenger RNA, 1629 nt
Organism: Sordaria macrospora k-hell
Lineage: Eukaryota; Fungi; Ascomycota; Sordariomycetes; Sordariales; Sordariaceae
Source: RefSeq, a predicted model, not a curated record